Molecule: messenger RNA, 756 nt
Organism: Ectocarpus siliculosus
Lineage: Eukaryota; Phaeophyceae; Ectocarpales; Ectocarpaceae
Source: the annotation of a GenBank genome assembly
GUGUGUCGAUCAUGAUCCCUCGAGUCUGUCCCCCGCGCAUGCUGUGCAAGGCGAGGGCGAGACUAGUUGCAACGGAGAUAGCCUCAGCGGUGCGACAGGAGUGCUGUUCGGCUGUUGGUGCAACCAGCAGGCGGCAGCUUGGAACAACAGCAGCAGCAAGCACGGCCGGCGGCAACGGAAGCAGAGGCAACCACCACCAACAGCAAGAUAAGGGUGAAGAAGAGGGAGGACGACCGGAACGAAGUGUCGCUACUGUAGGUGCCUCUCCAUACACGCUGCCGCCACCGACGUGGUCGCUCUCGGACCUAAAUGUUACGGACGACGACGAACGCGGAGGAGAUACAGCAAGGAGCGCUGUGCUCAGCAACGAGGAGGUGGCCAAGCUGUGUGCACUUGCGCACAUCGAACUCGCACCCGAAGGCGCCGAUGGCAGCUGCAGCAGCGGGAAACUCGACGUCUCCGCCGUAAAGAAAGACGUCGGGGCAAUGCUAAGGUGCAUGCAGACUAUGCGAAGGGAGAUCGACGACAGUAGCGGCGGCGGCGGCGGCAGGGGUAACCAAGAAAUUGAAGGGGAAGAAGGCGAGGACGGACCUUGGGGGGGAGCUGUAUCGUGGGCCGCGCCUUUGGAAGAGGACGUGGUAUCAGAUGGAGGCAUACAAAAGGAAGUACUAGGAGCAGCCCAACACACGGAAGAUGGCUUCUUCACCGCCCCCAAGGUGGUGUAGAUAGAGAGAGCUCUCGUGCGGUAAGCACGUA